Prorocentrum cordatum is the source of this 537-nucleotide messenger RNA. Lineage: Eukaryota; Dinophyceae; Prorocentrales; Prorocentraceae. The record is from the annotation of a GenBank genome assembly.
AUGGGGGUGAACUACGCAUGGGACUUGUUUAUAUUCACAAUAUCGAUUACGUACGCUGUUGUGGCACCUGUGAUCUUGCCGUUCGCGUGUUUAUAUUUCUUCCUGAGUAGCAUCACGGGGAAGUACCUCGCAUGCUACGUGUACAGGACCGAGUUCCAGUCCGGGGACGUGUUGAUGCUGCCCGGCGUGCAGCUCGCGCUUACGGGGUGCACUCUGGGCCAGCUCGUGGCGUUGUUCGCGUUCGCGCUGAAGCUCGCCUGGGGGCCGCUCAUCCUCGCGUCGCCGCUGCCCCUGCUGACGGUGGCUUUCUCCCUCUGGGUCAGGAGAGGCCCAGCGCGGGCGCUGGCGGAGCAGCACUUGCCCGCCGAGGUCGCCAAGGAGUUGGACAGCCAGAGCCCCCUCGACCUAGACUUGCCAGUGAAGCAGCAUUAUUGGAUUCAGCCCACCUAUUCCGUGGACCUGGACAACCCAACUGCCGAGCGUUUCCGGUGGGUGGACGUUCCGGGCGAGUCCGGCAGCCCGAAGAGUGCUUGGUGA